Alternaria viburni is the source of this 666-nucleotide messenger RNA. RefSeq lists its product as uncharacterized. The transcript has 2 exons. Bases 1 to 666 code for a protein of 221 amino acids. The record is from RefSeq and is a predicted model, not a curated record. Lineage: Eukaryota; Fungi; Ascomycota; Dothideomycetes; Pleosporales; Pleosporaceae.
AUGAACCCGCCAACCUUUGCCGAAAAGGAAGAGAUCGCGAACAGGUUUCUUAGUGACGAAGCUGCGAGCUACCCGGAACGGUAUUACGAAAUGCUGUUGACAGGAUCACCCGAUGAUUUCGUGGCAUACCCUGCCGAGUCGGGACAUCUGAGUCAUGGAGAGAAAGUAUCAUUCUUCGAAAAGCUUAUCAGCAACGCAUCACAGAACAAAAGGGAGUUCGGCUUUCUUCUCGCAGCCAAUUCUGCUGCCAGAUCGUGGGACUCCGCAAUACGACAGUUGCUGCAGGUGUCACUGAUGAUUGACUGCGAGCCCUGGCGGAAGUUCUCAAGUCAUAAAGCUGGCGAUUACGUGCCUCGAGAAUGGAUGGGUGGGCAGUCAUUCGCUGACUUUGUUGAGCGCUGUUUCCCUUCGUCUGCUCAAAACCAAAAAGUCCGCGAAGAGUCCCAGAGUGCACUGGCACAGCGGGAUAGGUUGCAUGCUUGGGACUUAGAGGAGUGGUACAAGAUAAGCCUGCAUACGACCGACGACCUGGCCAAACACCUCGUAUUCGAACCAGAAGAUCGUGUUCUUCACGUCUUCCGGCACGUUGGCUUCCUGAAAGCGCAUCUCUAUCGCUCGCGUGACCAUUCGAUUGAUAGCAGUUUCAAGGAAAGUCUGGAGAGGUAG